AGACUGUGCGGGCACUUACUGAAGCAUUCAGCGUGUUGUUAAAGUAGGAAGCUGGGGCUUGUUUUGAGAGCAAUAAAAUGUCUAAACCUUAAAAAGUACUCAUUAAAUAUUUAUAUGAAUCACGUGUUUUUUUACGCUACAAUAUCACGUCAUUGGUUUAUGUUUUUAGAGUGCUCUUGCCAGUUGGUUAAAGUACCUUUGGAAUAAGCCUUAAUAAAAUAAAACAUACUAUUUAUGAACUCGGGAUUUCGGGAGUCUACCGACAGCACUGCUGAGAUACGGUCUAACUUGGACUGUGUCUAAGUAAAACAUUAGGUAUUGCUGUAGUAAUGUGAAGAAAUGUAUUUAACUCAGCAGUUAGAGCUGUUUCCAGAAUGUGUCGUGACACAGGUGUUGUUUAAAGAUGUUAGAAAUGCUGCAGAACUAAGAAAAAAAGCGAUGGAAGGUGAUAUUGAUGGCGCGUUAAUAAACCCGAGAAUGGUAAUCGACCCUUUCCAAGUACUAGUAGCUACCAACAAGGCUGUUCACUUGCAAAAGACUGGCAAAAUGAAGACCAGAACACUUUAUUCUGAAAUUAUAUUUAAUAUUUCACCUACAAAUAAUAUUUCUGAUGCUUUUAAAAAAUUUGGCAUUUCUGAGAAUGACACCGCAGUUCUGAUUGUACUGGUGCAUGAAAAAGAUGGGAGAAACACCCUCGAGGAAACUGUGUCAAAGGUGGAAGGCCAGCAGAUACCCCUUGAUGAAAUCCCAUCCUUGAGUGACGUCAAUAAAAUUAAAAAGAUAUACAAACUCACCUCUCAGGAGGAAAAGAUUGGAACACUGCUGGAUGCUGUUGUUUGCAGGAUGGCUGUAAAAGAUGUUGUGUAACAGACCACCCUGGAUUGUGAGAACUGCCAAGCACAAUUUCCUGUAUGGGAUUUAAAGCAAGACUGGAGCUGUUUAUUCAUUAAAAAAACCUGAAGUGUACAGUAUAUAAACCUUGUAAUACUGUUCUCUGUUCCCGAUACCUUUCUAGAAAUGGAGAGGGUUUACACACGGGAGUGAGUAAUUCAAAAUAAAUAAUACAAUUUGUUUUACUAAGA
Molecule: messenger RNA, 1082 nt
Organism: Lepisosteus oculatus (spotted gar)
Lineage: Eukaryota; Metazoa; Chordata; Actinopteri; Semionotiformes; Lepisosteidae
Gene: tprkb
Product: Tp53rk binding protein
Biological process (GO): tRNA threonylcarbamoyladenosine modification
Cellular component (GO): cytosol; EKC/KEOPS complex; nucleus
Source: RefSeq, a predicted model, not a curated record